This is a messenger RNA of Condylura cristata (star-nosed mole), 584 nucleotides long. Its product is annotated as keratin-associated protein 3-1. Gene Ontology annotation, molecular function: structural molecule activity. Lineage: Eukaryota; Metazoa; Chordata; Mammalia; Eulipotyphla; Talpidae. The record is from RefSeq and is a predicted model, not a curated record. Gene Ontology annotation, cellular component: keratin filament. The transcript has a single exon. The coding region runs from base 42 to 344 and encodes 100 amino acids.
CCUUCUCUCCUCAGUCCAACCAACACCCCACUCCUACCGCCAUGUCUUGCUGCUGUGCUCCCCGCUGCUGCUGCAGUGUCCCCACCGGCCCGGCCACCACCAUCUGCUCCUCCGACAAGUGUUGCCGCUGCGGCGUCUGCCUGCCCAGCACCUGCCCUCACGAGAUCAGCCUCCUCCAGCCCACCUGCUGUGACACCUGCCCCCCACCCUGCUGCGAGCCCGACACCUAUGUGGCCAGCUGCUGGCUGCUCAACUCUUCCUACCCCACCCCCGGAAUGAACGGGAUCAACCUGACCACCUACGUGCAGCCCGGCUGCCAGAGUCCCUGUGAGCCCUGCUGCUAGGCGUCCUGACCGCAGGCGCUGAGUGUGGCGGCCAAGGCCCUGUGCGCCCAGCCUUCUGUGUGCUGCUGCCUGCUUCCAGCUAAAUCCAUCCCGGUCCCCAGGGCCAUGUUUCCAUGACCGUGGCCAACCUGGUCCUCCUGUCCUGCUGUGGGUGGAGUGGGAGCACUUCUUUCUGUCUUUCAAGUGAUUUCACUGCUCUUUGGUAAAGAGCCGCUCUGACUAUUCAUUAAUAAACUUCAU